GAAAAAAACCAAUUGAUGACCACAAAUGUUUGGCUGAAGCAGGAAUGGGUUGAUGUAAAACUGAAGUGGGAUCCUAAGGACUAUGCUGGAAUAACAUCUAUCCGUGUUCCUUCAGCUUCACUAUGGAUUCCAGACAUUGUUUUAUACGAUAAUGCAGAUGGUCAUUUUGAAGGGACAUCUACAAAGGCCAUAGUGAAACACGAUGGCACUAUUGUUUGGACCCCACCCGCGAACUUUAAAAGCUCUUGUACCAUUGACGUCACUUACUUUCCAUUUGACCUCCAGAACUGCUCCAUGAAGUUUGGCUCGUGGACAUAUGAUGGUUCUCAGGUGGAUAUAAUGCUUGUGGAUGAAGAAGUAGACAAAAGAGAUUUCUUUGACAAUGGAGAAUGGGAAAUAGUAACCGCAACGGGUAUCAGAAGGAACAGAACUGACGGAAGCUGCUGGUACCCCUUUAUUACCUACUCAUUUAUAAUUAGGCGCUUGCCUCUCUUUUAUACGCUCUUCCUCAUUGUUCCAUGCAUAGGACUGUCUUUCUUAACCGUCCUUGUCUUCUAUCUCCCUGCCUAUGAAGGAGAGAAAAUCUCUCUCUGCACUUCCGUUCUGGUCUCACUCACCGUCUUCCUUCUAGUUAUAGAAGAAAUUAUCCCGUCUUCUUCUAAGGUCAUACCACUGAUUGGCGAGUACUUGGUCUUCACCAUGAUUUUUGUGACCUUAUCUAUAGUAAUAACUGUCUUUGCUAUUAAUGUUCAUCAUCGAUCCUCGUCGACGCACAAUGCGAUGGCACCGUGGGUCCGCAAAAUAUUUCUUCACAAACUUCCCAAACUGCUUUGUAUGAGAAGUCACGUCGAUAGGUACUCAGUACCAAAGGAAGAAGACACCACGGGCACCCAGGGAUCUGAGGAACCUAGGAAUACUUUAGAAGCAGCCUUAAAUUCUGUCCGGUACAUUAUAAGACACAUUGUCAAAGAGAAUGAAGUACAUGAGGUUGUGGAGGACUGGCAAUUUAUAGCUCAGGUGCUUGAUCGUGUGUUCCUAUGGCUGUUCUUUCUGGUUGCAGUUACUGGAUCCCUGACGUUGUUUCUUCCUGUAAUUCAUAAAUGGGCAAGCACAAUAGUACCAGUCAAUGCUGGGAUUGUUAAUAAAUAAACGU
Protobothrops mucrosquamatus (brown spotted pit viper) is the source of this 1153-nucleotide messenger RNA. RefSeq names its product cholinergic receptor nicotinic alpha 5 subunit (gene CHRNA5). The coding region runs from base 16 to 1149 and encodes 377 amino acids. Gene Ontology annotation, cellular component: neuron projection; postsynaptic membrane; synapse. Gene Ontology annotation, biological process: chemical synaptic transmission; monoatomic ion transmembrane transport; nervous system process. Gene Ontology annotation, molecular function: acetylcholine-gated monoatomic cation-selective channel activity; transmembrane signaling receptor activity. NCBI's taxonomy places the organism in Eukaryota, Metazoa, Chordata, Lepidosauria, Squamata, Viperidae. The record is from RefSeq and is a predicted model, not a curated record. The transcript is spliced from 4 exons.